AUAGAUCUCGAGAUCACCUCCCCCCGUUUGCCAUCUUUAGUUUCAGACUUGCAAUCCAGCCCCACCUCGCCUGCCUCCCCCUCCAUUAAAUCCCGCGCCCUCCUCCUCCGCUCCAUCCCCCUCGCCACCGCCCAGAUCCAGACCAUGACGGUGCCGCCGUCGCCGGAGCCGUUCCGCGUCUUCGUCGGGUACGACCCGCGGGAGCACGAGGCGUACGAGGUGUGCCGCCGCAGCCUGAUCCGCCACGCCACCGUGCCGCUCGACGUGCGCCCCGUGCGCCAGCCGGACCUCCGCGCGUCGGGUCUCUACUGGCGCGCGCGGGGCCCCACCGAGAGCACCGAGUUCUCCUUCACCCGCUUCCUCACCCCCUUCCUCGCCCGCUACCGCGGCUGGGCGCUCUUCAUCGACUGCGACUUCCUCUACCUCGCCGACGUCGCCGAGCUCAUCGCCUCCGCCGUGCCCUCGGACGCCGCCGCCGCCAGCCGCCUCGCCGUCGUCUGCGUCAAGCACGUGUACCAGCCCCUCGAGGCCACCAAGAUGGACGGCGCCAUCCAGACCGUGUACCCGCGCAAGAACUGGUCCUCCAUGGUGCUCUACAACUGCGCCCACCCCAAGAACGUUGCCGCGCUCACACCGGACGCCGUCAGCACCAAGCCCGGCGCCUUCCUCCACCGCUUCUCCUGGCUCGACGACGACGAGAUCGGGGAGGUGCCCUUCGUCUGGAACUUCCUCGUCGGCCACAACAGGGUCGACCCCGACGACCCGGCCACGCAGCCCAAGGCCCUGCACUACACCUGCGGGGGGCCCUGGUUCGAAAGGUACAGGGACUGCGAGUUCGCCGACCUCUGGAUCAAAGAGGCAGAGGAGCUCAGGGCCGACAAGGAGAAGCGCAGGGCCGAGAAGGAGAGGCUCCGGCUCGAGGACGACGAGGACGACGAGGGGAAUUGAUGGGUGAUGGGGCCGACCAACAAGUUUGCUGCAUUGCAUUGGUUCUUUUGCGCCGUAGGAAUUCUUUCGAUUCAAUCUGUUUGUUAUGCUGGUUUCUCGGUAUAGGUGGUAGAGGAGGCCAUCAGUAGAUAGCUCGACUAUAUUGGUAGUAUGCUCUUGUGUAGUAGUCGCAAUCGAUCUAUGAAUGAACCACUCCACGUUGCCAAUAGAUUUUUUGUCCUUA
Hordeum vulgare subsp. vulgare (domesticated barley) is the source of this 1171-nucleotide messenger RNA. Its product is annotated as protein CDI-like. The record is from RefSeq and is a predicted model, not a curated record. The transcript has a single exon. The annotation marks the transcript as partial. Lineage: Eukaryota; Viridiplantae; Streptophyta; Magnoliopsida; Poales; Poaceae.